Salarias fasciatus (jewelled blenny) is the source of this 6565-nucleotide messenger RNA. RefSeq names its product StAR related lipid transfer domain containing 13a (gene stard13a). Bases 228 to 4457 code for a protein of 1409 amino acids. Gene Ontology annotation, molecular function: protein binding; GTPase activator activity; lipid binding. Gene Ontology annotation, biological process: regulation of Rho protein signal transduction; actin cytoskeleton organization; signal transduction. The record is from RefSeq and is a predicted model, not a curated record. The transcript is spliced from 18 exons. Lineage: Eukaryota; Metazoa; Chordata; Actinopteri; Blenniiformes; Blenniidae.
GAUCACCACUGUCAUGCAGCAUUGGAGUUUCCUUGGCUGCGCACGUCUCUUGCCGUCCUGCUUCUUCAAACCGCUUCUGGACGAUGCGGCCCAUGGACAAAAAUGUCUGGUAUCAAAGACAUUCGUGCGCGGCCCAGGCCGUACGUCUCCUCCACGCACUAGUUCGUUAGCCGCCUCACCUGAAUGAGCCAGCAUCCACCCAGAAACACUAACAGACGAGGACUGGUAUGAUUGUAAUGCACGAAAACCCAUUAGCUACUCUGCCUGCUCGGGAGGAGUCUAGCAGGCGUAAUUACCACCACGCCGUCCCUUUGGGUGACCUGCAGGGUCACAUGACUCACAGCUUCAGCAGCCAGUCGUUAGUCAUGUCUGAACCUGUCCCUCUGCAGAGCUGCGGUCUGGCUCACGUGGACGGUAGCGCCAAAAAAUGGAGAGAGAUGGGGCUCGACAGCAGCUCCCCCUGCGAGAUCUCCGAGUGUGACUCGGAGCAGAAUGGACACUGUGGAUGUUCAGACACGUCUGCGGGAACAGGUCAGGACACGGAGGUGUCGGGCCGGGACGGCGGAGCUGAUGCUCUCAGCGAUUGCCUGGUGGAGGAGCAGCUCAUGGCAGCUCCUGGUGUCUCCCCUGCGUCUGUAAAGGCGUCAGAGGACAGCUCCCAGGAUGUGAGAAUCGUGAAGCACAAGCCCAGUGCCAUAGUUUUCAGUGAUUACGAAGGCGGCCGGCUGAGCUUCGCCAACGGGAGCCCCGAUGGGACCGGCUACUCCUCGUCGACGUCUGAGGACGAUUUCCCCGAGACGUCGCAGUUCAAGGAGUUCCUGGUCAGCCGGCGGCGCAGAAAGCUGAGCAGGAACAGGAAGUGCACGAGGAGGAGACAGGAUGCCAAAGCUAACAAUGCCGCGUGUGAUUGGAUGAGGAGAACCAACAAGGGCAGACCUGAGUUCACAGGUGGUCGGGAGGAAGAGGCCUCGGAGCAAAACAAUGGAGGAGAGGCUGCGGCGUGCGAUUCCAUGGUCCUGCUGAUGAAGCGCCUCGAUCACCUCGGGGAGGGAAUCCGGGAAGUAGGAAGCGCCAAUUCCUCUGACUCAUGCGCUGCCUCUGCUGAGAGCACCACGGGUGCUGCGGUGGCUGGCAGAGCCGGUCAGGACCCGGAGACCUCCAAACCCGAGGCGCUGACCAGACGCCGCUCUCGACCUCUGACCCGCAGCAGACCGCUGACCCGCUCGUCCCUCUCGUCCCCCGCACAUCUCCAAGCUCGACGGGCCAGGGCCGCUGCGAAGAUGAACAUCGGAUCAGCAGAGAUUGAGGCGAAGGAGGCGUGUGAUUGGCUGAGAGCGGCGGGAUUUCCUCAGUACGCUCAGCUCUACGAAGAUUCCCAAUUUCCAAUUGAUAUUCCCUCAGUGAAGAAGGACCAUGACUUUCUGGACCGGGAUCUGGUGGAGCCUCUGUGUCGACGUCUGAAUACCCUAAAUAAGUGUGCCUCCAUGAAACUGGAUGUCUGCCACCCAAAGAAGAAGGGCGAUGACUCUGAUGAGGACGACCCGCUGGCCAUCAGUAAGCGCUGGACCUUCGAAUGGAGCAGCCGGCGUUGGUCUCGGCUGCAAGACUUCUUGUUGGACGGCACCAACGACAGCAGCCCGACAGGUCAGGGUGGCGGUCUGCACAGCACGGUGAGCAGCGAGAGCGUGCUGACGGAACUGAGCGAGCAGGAGAUCGCCGAGAUCUCCUCGCUCCACAGCGAGGACUCCGCCUCCGCCAUGCCCGACUCCAUAUCCAUGGCGUCGCUCUCCGCCUCCUAUCAGCCGCCGAGGGACCUGCCACACUACAACUCCCUGCCGAUCAAGAGCAGCCGCCACGGGCAAGGGGGGCGGAGCAAAGCCAAGGAGUUUUUGCGGCGGAUGGAAAUCAUGCGCACCUGGGGGCCGUCGACGAGGCGGAAAAGCUCAAGCCGCAGGCCCCCCCUGGUCAUCAGCGGGCCGGUGCUGCAGGGGGAGGAGCCUCAUGCGCUGCAGAUGCUCCAGUGCACUCCUAUCAGCCAGUUAGAGCACAACAAACACAACCACCAGCCCGACGGUGACGUUUCCCCUCCCCCCCUUAGCAAGGAUUGUGAAGACCCCUUCAUGGUGAGUGUGAGUCCCAGCGAGGAGACGGCAGUGGCCUGUGAAAAGGAGGCUGAGUGUUCGAAACCGCGCACCGCCAGCAAGAGGAGCAGCAAGUACCUGGAGGAUAUGGAGCUACCCUCUCUGGGAAAGAGGACCGAGGGUCAGAGCCAGUUUGGCAGAAACCAGUUUCACUCUUAUGAAAACCUCCUCAUUCACAUCCCCAAAGACCAUAAGCCAGGCACCUUUCCAAAAGCCCUCUCCAUAGAAAGCCUGGCGCCUUCCCCCAGCGAUCGGAACAGCAGCUCCCACAAACGCGGCCAAAUUCCCUCCCUUAACAAUGGCCUGGGUGAACCCUGGUCCGGUAAGCCUCUGUCUAAACCCACCUGUCCAUCAGCUCCACGGGGCAGCAGGGUGAGCGUCUACGACAACGUGCCCGGAUCCCACCUGUACGCCAGCACGGGCGACCUGCUGGACCUGGAGAAAGAGGACAACCUCUUCCCCCACCUGGACGAUAUCAUCCAGCACGUCAGCGGCCUGCAGCAGAUAGUGGACCGCUGGAGCCGCAGCGUGCUGCCCGAAGGGGAAACGGGAGAGGGCGAGGAGGAAGGGGAGGGCAGGACCACCCCCAGCGAAGGGGAGAGGGACGGAGUCUCCCUGAACGACACCGACUCCACGGGGACCAGCCGGGAGAGGCGGGACUCUGGAGUCGGGGCGUCCCUGACCAGACCGCGAGUGCGAUGGCCCAGUUUCAGAACCUCUGAUCAUCUCAGCCAGCCAGCGUCUUCUCUGCAGACCAGCAGCCAAUCAGCAGGCCAGCUCAGCCUGCUGCAGAAGUUUUCUUUACUGCGCCUCACCGCCAUCAUGGAGAAGUACUCAAUGUCCAAUAAACAUGGCUGGACCUGGUCUGUACCCAAGUUUAUGAAGCGCAUGAAGGUACCAGACUACAAAGAGAAGAGUGUGUUUGGCGUUCCCCUCAUCGUCCAUGUCCAGCGCUGUGGUUUUCCGCUCCCUCUGUGUUUACAACAGGCUCUCAGCCACCUCAGAACACACUGUCUGGACCAGGUCGGAUUGUUUCGCAAGUCGGGUGUGAAGUCUCGCAUUCAGGCCUUGAGGCAGCAGUGCGAGAUGUCCCCCGACUCCGUGAGCUACGAGGACCAGUCGGCCUACGACGUGGCCGACAUGGUCAAGCAGUUCUUCAGAGACCUGCCUGAACCUCUGCUAACAAGCAAGCUGGGGGAAACCUUCCUGCAUAUCUACCAGUAUGUCCCGAAGGAGCAGAGGCUCCAGGCCGUCAGAGCGGCCAUUUUACUGAUGCCAGACGAGAACAGGGAGGUUCUGCAGACGCUGCUCUACUUCCUGCGUGACGUCACUUCUCUGGUGGAGGAGAACCAGAUGACGCCCAUGAACCUGGCUGUUUGUUUGGGACCGUCGCUCUUCCACCUCAGCAUCCUGAAGAACGACACUCUGUCGCCAAGGUCAAUCCAGAGGAAAUACACCACAGGCCGUCCGGAUCAGAAAGACCUGAAUGAGAACCUGGCUGCAACGCAGGGCCUGGCUCACAUGAUCAUCGAGUGUCAGCGUCUCUUUCAGAUUCCAGAGGAAAUGGUGACCCAGUCUCGUAACUCCUACAUGGAGGCAGACCUGAUGGUGCUCCCGCUGGAAGAGCUCUACAAGGCUCACGAGGAGGAAGUGGACGUUGAGGUGGAAGAAGACGACGAAGAAGGGUCGUACCACGCUCACUCGGAAAGGCUGAUCCAGAGCCUGCUGAAAGAGGCCAAAGAUAAGAGCAAAGGAUGGGUGUCUCGCUCCACUUCUGACAACACAGAGCUGUCCUUUAAAAAGGUGGGAGAUGGUAACCCUCUGAGGCGGUGGCGAGUGUCCCUCGAGGUGUCGGCGUCUCCCUCUGAGGUGCUGCAGCGGCUGCUGAGGGAGCGAGCGCUGUGGCAGGCGGAGCUCCAGCAGGAGAAGGUCCUGGAGACGCUGGACAAGCAGACGGAUGUUUACCAGUACUCCUGCUGCAGCAUGGCUCCUCAGCCCAGCUGUGACUACGUGGUACUAAGAUCCUGGCGUACAGAACUGUGUAAAGGCUCCAGCGCACUGGUGUGUGUGUCUGUGGAACAUGAGGACAGCUCGCGCCUCGGGGGGGUCCGGGGCGUCGUGCUGGAGUCGCAGUACCUCCUGGAGCCCUGUGGAUCAGGGAGGACCAGGCUCACACACAUCUCCAGAGUGGACCUCAGGGGGAGAUCUCCAGAAUGGUACAACAAGGCGUUCGGCCACCUGUGUGUGAAUGAAGCUCAGAGGAUCCGCGCCUCUUUUCUACCUUCAGAUCAGACGAGCCCAGAGGCCAAAAACUGAGCCUCAGAAGUGAAGCUUUAUCUUGGUCCGCACUGCCAGAGCAGCUGGGCCGCAGAGCCAGACACCCAGAGGGGUGAUGAACCAGGCUGUGGGCUUUGGUCUCAGAUCACGGUGUACCGUCGUAUAGAGCUUCGCUUUACCCUACUGUACUGAGUCCAAACACAGAGAGAGAGCCACGGUCUUCCAACAACAUUGACAUAUCUAUUUAUAUUUUGAAUUUACACCAUUUCAACCAUGAAACUUUUGUUGGUUUCAAGUCCCGGAUGAUAAAUGAGUAUUUUACCUCUCUUUACACAGUAUUUUUUAUGUAUUUUCCUUAUUUAUUGUUGAAGAUCAGUCUCUAAAUCGUCACUGUUUUGUCCAAUAACUUGGAAAAAAAAAAGUUAAAAACCAGCAUCAAUUACGUAUAAUCAUUAGAUUAAUACUAUAUUGCCUGAGCUAAUGUUUAAUCUGUAAUGUUAAAGUUAGAUAUCAUUCUAAUAUCUUCUGUAUGAUGUUCCACAUGCAUGGAUCAGAUUUUUUAGUAAUAACAGUUAAUCAUAAAAUCACACAAUAAGAUAAAACAUUUUUUUACAAUUGUUUUCCUUACAAUGACAUGGCCGACCAGUGGAAUCUGAAUUUAACUGUUCAAAUAUUUAGACUACUGACUUUAUCUCAGUCAAAUUUUGGAGUCGCACAAACAAUUACAACAAGUGUCAAGCAAAAUGUAUUAAAUGAACCAAGUCUAAUUUAUUAUCCAUCCUUCAAUUGAAGCAUUAUGAAAGUGAUUUAUUCCUUAAUCCAUAGGUUUACAAUCAUACAUACACAUUAAAAAUUUACUAUUGUUUACAAUCUCUCAGAUACUGAACACAAAGACCUGUGUGGAAUAAAUAGCUCAGGUAAGAGAAAACAGCUGUUGAUGUUCAGUCAUUCAAAACUAAAAUUAACUGACAAAAGUUUCGUAAAUGCACAAAGAUCUGACAGUAUAAUAUAUUUACACGCUAAACAAUCUCAGACGUGACUGAAACAAUGGGGAAAAAGUGAUAGACAUUAUAAAAUAAAUCAUUGAGCAAACUGGAAUACGUUAAAUGACAUGAUGAUGACAAAUUGAUCAAAAAGAUCAAUUUCCACAAGGAAAAUCACCCAAGUAUCAUAUUUGGCAGCUGUCUCCUUGCUUAGAAUGGCCACAGAACAAAACAGCAUCUGAAAGAACUGAGUAAAAACCUUGAUGCUUGUAAAACAAAUAGAAAGAUUGCGUUAAAUGAGACCAGUACAGUGUGGGUAUAUGUCGGCACUGCGGUGUGACGGGUGCACUGGAUCAAUGAGGGAUCUGAUUCACAUAAAGGGGAAACACUCAUCGGGUCCAUAAGCGUGCUGAACAUAUUUUGGAUAUCACUGUUGAUUUAGUUCUCUUUCACUAUUUUCAGUGUUAAUCUAAAUUUUAAAGUUAUUAUUGUCAUCAUAUCUGUGUGUAAAGCAUCACUGUUGUGUUUAUUUUUGCUGUCAUGUUAUACAAUGUCUAAGACAUGAGACCAUUUCACUGCUUCUGGGAAGCAUGGUUUGAAACUUUGUGUGUGUAUGCGUGCGUGCGUGUGUGGUUGAGCCCGUGUAUCUGCAUUUGAAAUACAUGCACAGCCUUUAAUGUAAAUAUCCACAAUGCUUUUCUGUGCCAGCAGAAUGGACAUUGUCGUGUUUCAGGGUCCUCCUAUCAUAUUGAUAUGCUGAAAUGUGAACACACGCCGUGCUACUAAAGUAGACUCAGCAGCUUGGUUCGUCACGGCGCCGCCUUGGCGUUCUUUUCUUUCAGCUGUAGGCAACAUUGCUAUGGUGUUAAAUGAUGUAAAAUCUCUACAGUGCCACCAUAAUCCUGACUGGAUGCCAUUUUUUAGAGGCUGUGUGUGCGUGCGUGCGUGCUUGUGUGUGUGAGAGAGAGAGAGAGCAGCCAGAAAACAGACAUGCAAGUGACUGACGUGAGCUCUCGACUGUGUGCGGAGAGGCUUCAAUCGUAGCUGAGUAUCUGAGACCAGGAUGAUUCGUGUUUUGUUUGCUUGUUUCUGACAAAGCGAUGGAAAACGGAAUCGUCGUUUCUGAACGAGAAAAUAAAAGAAAAUGAAAGUUGAAUAAAAGUU